AUGGUUGAACCAACAGUUCUUGUUCAUUUUGAUCAAGUUCCCGGGUCUCGAUCGAGGUCAUCUACCGCUGUUUUUCGUUACUCCAUUGUAGGACUAAACGGUUCUCAAAUUUUCCAAAGAAGGCAUUGGUGUUCCAUCAGCUGCCAGAUUGAUGAUCAAAUACUAAGGCAUUGUCCAGAUGAUCAUAUAAUAUUAAGGAAUUUAAGCGUUAAUCCCAGUCACAGUUUUCAAGUUAGUGUUACAACAUUAGAUGGAGAUAGAAACUCAUCAGCUUACAAAUGGUUCAUUGAUACAAUACCACCCACUGCUUCCAUUACUAGCGAGACGAGUUAUACAAACGCUAUGGGAGUAUCUAUUGACAUUACAUUCAGUGAAGCUUGCACAAAAGGAGGUGGUUUCAACUGUAUAAACGCAUCCAGCUGCGAUGUCUUAAUUAAUGGCCCUGCUGAAGUAAAUGCGUCUACACUGAACAUGGUCGAACAUGAUAUCAAGUACAGAAUUAAGGUAGAAUUUUCGGCGACCGGUGUAUCCGGACGUGUAGUAGUGAAGAUGGCAGAUAUGUUUUGUACUGAUGAAGCAGGCAAUCAAUUUAAAAGGACAAAUAAAUCCGUGCUAAUUUUGCAUUUCGAUAGAAGGCCGGUAGACAUGGUUUUAUGGACGACAAUUCCGUCCUACAAAUUGAAGAUAGGCGAGGUUCCAAGAACUGUCCUUGCUACUAACAAAUUGGAAGACUUGGAAUUUUACUUGGACUUCAGCAGUCCCGUAGUUAACUCGACAGCUGAUAUCUUGAGUGUUUUACAUGCAAAUUUUGGUAGCUUGGUACCAAUCAAAACUAAGGGUCAUGGAGGUCGUCGAUUUGUAUUCAGACUUGUAAAUGUAACCAAGACUGAUAUCUUCACAGUAAAAGUCCAACCUUCUUUCAUAAUCAGACAGUCAGGCACAGCUGCCUCUUCCGUUGAACCGAUUGCAUUCUUGUAUGAUAUUACAAGACCAAGUGUGAGGCUGACUACCAAAUUCCCAGGAGUAACCACCAAGGAAUUCAACAUCCAAGUGGUUACUGAGUUUUCAGAGCCAGUGUUCGAUUUUCAGGCCUCUGGAAUAGAGGUUGUAGGGGGCAGUAUUACAAGGCAGAUUUGAAGAGCAUACAAAAACUAUAUUCUCAUUGGUGAUCCUCGGAGGUACUGAGAAUGAGAUAUCAGUUUUUAUUCCUGAAGGAAAAGCAAAUGACAUUUCUGGAAAUCCAAAUCUUGCCUCGAACCAACUGGAAAUAA
Papaver somniferum (opium poppy) is the source of this 1271-nucleotide messenger RNA. RefSeq lists its product as uncharacterized. The record is from RefSeq and is a predicted model, not a curated record. Lineage: Eukaryota; Viridiplantae; Streptophyta; Magnoliopsida; Ranunculales; Papaveraceae. The transcript is spliced from 9 exons. The coding region runs from base 1 to 1137 and encodes 378 amino acids.